UUUUCCAAAUAUUUAAUAAGAACUGCUGACAGUUUGUUGACAUAAACUCUGUUUUUUAGGGAAUAAGACUGUAAAUUUGUAUUUAAAAUGUACGCUUGUCGCCUAAUGGCACGAAGUCAAAAUGGAAGCAGACUGAUCCUGAGGCAGCUGCUCAUCCAUAAACCGCUGAACUCGGCUCGCCUGCUGGCUAGCAAAGGAUCGAAGGAUGUUAUGGCUAGUGGACCCACUACAAUUGGUCCUGGUGGUAAUAUCCUGGUGCCGCCAGUCACCCUAAAAGUGACACCCUUUCGCCCACCCCCCGAUUUGCCCUAUGAUGAUCGCAAUAUGUUGAUGGGACGCGCGUUGUCGCCCCACUUGUCCAUCUACAAGAUCCAACUGACUUCGACCUUGUCGGCAUUCUUGCGUAUUAGCGGCUUUGUCCUGGCGGUUUUCGUUUGGUUCCUGGGCAUCGGAGGACUCGUCCUGCAAGGAGAUAUGGAGGGAUUUGUGAAAAAGGUCGAGAAAUGCGACUGUCACGGCCUUGUGACGAUGACCAAGGUGAUGGUGGUGAUGCCAUUUGCCUACCAUUUGGUGGCCGGCACCCGGCAUAUGAUCUGGUACUUGAACAAAUUUCUCACGAUCCCAGAGAUCUAUGCCACCGGCUAUGUGGCUGUGGCUCUGUCCAUUGCCCUGGCUGCUGGCUUACUAGCCGUGAAUGUCGGCGAAAAACCCAAGGAGGAGGUUGUGGAUCUCAGCAAGCCAUUGAAAAAGGGCCAAAAGGCCCCUCCGAAAAAGGACGAGAAGAAGGAUGCCAAGAAAGAUGCAAAGGAUCCUAAAAAAGAUGCCAAGGGCAAAAAGAAGGAAGACGAGGGCAAGAAAUGAUCAUGUGGGAAUUUUUUUAUAACAAAAUAACGAAUUCAUUGAUGUUACUCUGAAGAACAGCAGAUCUAUAAAGAAGCGAAAUUUCAAUGUUUAUUAAAUG
Molecule: messenger RNA, 961 nt
Organism: Drosophila suzukii
Lineage: Eukaryota; Metazoa; Arthropoda; Insecta; Diptera; Drosophilidae
Gene: SdhCL
Product: Succinate dehydrogenase, subunit C-like
Biological process (GO): mitochondrial electron transport, succinate to ubiquinone; tricarboxylic acid cycle
Cellular component (GO): membrane
Molecular function (GO): electron transfer activity; oxidoreductase activity, acting on the CH-CH group of donors
Source: RefSeq, a predicted model, not a curated record